GAAGAAAAUAAACCAAAGGCAACAAUGAAGGGAAUUUCUACCUGUCUUGAGAAGGAAGUAGAAGGGAGGGGGAAAGGGUCAUGCGUAAAGUAUAUAAAACAGCAGCACAGAGAGCGGCAAUGAACAGAUCCUCCUGCACUACUUCUACAAACCAGCUGUUUUUAAGUGUUUCCGAACAAAAUGAGGAACCUCUUAAUGUGUGUUCUCACCCUAGCACUGGUGGCACAAGCUGUGGGGGCUCUGAAGUGUUACCAUUGCCCUACCGGAGGAAGAUGCUUCAGCACCCAGACCUGCAGAAAAGACCUGGAUCAAUGUGUUACCGUGUUUUAUCCUACCCUUGCUAAAUAUACCAAGCGAUGCGCCUCUCAGUAUGAGUGUGAUGUCAUGAGGGUCAUGGGCGGAUCAGUACUGAAGGCUGUUUGCUGUGGCACUAAUCUAUGCAACAGAUAGACAGGAGCUCCUCCACAUGCAGGACUGGCAGGUUAUCUCCCUUCACCUCGCACAGCGACUAGACCCCUCACUAAGGAUACUUUACUGCUCUCUCUCUCUCUCUUUUUUUCCUCCUAGAAUCGGAACACGACUUGGAAGCUGAUGUUUCCAGCAUCUCUACUAGUAACUCCUUGGAGAGA
Molecule: messenger RNA, 629 nt
Organism: Chelonia mydas (Green sea turtle)
Lineage: Eukaryota; Metazoa; Chordata; Testudines; Cheloniidae
Product: CD59A glycoprotein-like
Exons: 4
Coding region: 181-450 (89 amino acids)
Source: RefSeq, a predicted model, not a curated record